Molecule: messenger RNA, 764 nt
Organism: Lycium barbarum (goji berry)
Lineage: Eukaryota; Viridiplantae; Streptophyta; Magnoliopsida; Solanales; Solanaceae
Product: major strawberry allergen Fra a 1-2-like
Exons: 2
Coding region: 50-532 (160 amino acids)
Biological process (GO): defense response; abscisic acid-activated signaling pathway
Cellular component (GO): cytoplasm; nucleus
Molecular function (GO): protein phosphatase inhibitor activity; signaling receptor activity; abscisic acid binding
Source: RefSeq, a predicted model, not a curated record
AGCUCUAUACUACAAUAUACAAUUCAAGUUUUUUUUUUGUUUAUUUAUCAUGGGAAUUAUCACAGUCACUGAUGAGUUCACUAGCCCAAUUUCAGCAUCUAGAAUUUUUAAGGCCUUCAUUCUUGAUGGUGAUAAUUUUCUUCCAAAAAUUGCACCUCAAGUUAUCAAAAAUGUUGAGACAAUUCAUGGAGAUGGAGGCCCUGGAACUAUCAAGCAAAUAAACUUUGCUGAAGGUAGUGAAGUUAAGUUUGUGAAGAAUAGGAUUGAUGCACUUGACAAGGAUAACAUGACCUAUGCAUACACAUUGAUUGAAGAUGAUUCUUUCAUGGACAAGAUUGAUUCAAUUUCAUAUGAAAUAAAACUUGAAUCCACCCCUGAUGGAGGAUGUAAAAGUAAAACCACUAGCAAUUACCAUACAAAGCCUGAUGUUGAGAUCAAAGAAGAAGAAAUUAAAGCAGGCAAAGAGAAGGCUACUCUUAUUGUCAAGGCUGUUGAGGGUUACCUCUUGGCAAAUCCUAAUGAAUAUGCUUAGUGCAAUUUUCGCGACUCUACCACUCAGUCAAUUCUGUUUGCGGGUCUACUUAUACUACUAUGGCUGGUUAUUUAAUAAAACUUGUGUUAUUUUGGUGUGAGAAAGCAUUUCUAUCGUAAGGGUCCUAUAUCAUAUUGUAUUGAGGUUUUCCUCAAUUUCGUUUUACUAGUUUCUAGGGACGUGUUUUGGCGUGUACCCCAUAUAUCAAUGAGUAUACAAUAUUAAAAAAUCA